This is a messenger RNA of Salvia miltiorrhiza (redroot sage), 766 nucleotides long. RefSeq names its product ACT domain-containing protein ACR10-like. The transcript has 3 exons. NCBI's taxonomy places the organism in Eukaryota, Viridiplantae, Streptophyta, Magnoliopsida, Lamiales, Lamiaceae. Bases 114 to 677 code for a protein of 187 amino acids. The record is from RefSeq and is a predicted model, not a curated record.
GCUGAGUUCCAGCGAGCGCUGGAAACCCAGCGACCGCUGGGUUCCAGCGAGCCGCUGACCACCGGACGAGCAGCAGCAACUCCAGGCCGUCGAUCUCAGGCAGCUCCAGAGAGAUGGGGAUACUGUUUGAUGAUGCUGUGGUAAUUCGGCAGUCCGAGAAAGAAGAAGAGCCCAGUGUUAUUACCGUAAAUUGUCCCGACAAGACCGACCUGGGUUCUGAUCUUUGCCGCAUAAUUCUCUUCUUUGGCCUCACUCUUGUCAGAACUAAUGUAUCUACGGAUGGAAAAUGGUGCUACAUAGUGUUCUGGGUAGUGGGAAGAGCGAAUACGCGGUGGAGUUUGCUGAAGAAGAGACUGAUGGAGGCAUGUCCCUCCUCUUCCUUGGCUUCUGGAAUUCUCUUUUAUACCGACUCACGACCUCCUAAGCCUCCUGAUGUCUUCCUCUUGAAGUUCUGUUGCCACGACCGAAGAGGCCUUUUGCAUGAUGUCACGGAGGUUCUUUGCGAGCUCGAGCUGACAAUUAAAAGAGUAAAGGUUUCGACAACUCCAGAUGGGAAAGCUUUUCCCCUUUUUUUAUCUCUCUGCAACCUUUCUUCAGUAAGUUUGAUUGAACGAUUGCUGAGUUCCAGCGCUCGCUGGCUUCUUGGCUGCGGGCGCUGGAACUCAGUGCUCGCUUAAAACUUCAUGGAUUUCAAUUCUCGUGGUUCUUGGCCAGAUUUCGUCGUAUGUAUUUUUAAGAUGAAAUCCAUGAAAGUCAUUCCGGAUUU